AACAGAAACCAGUUGUCGAACGAACUUGCAAGUGGGUGGACGUUACUCGCGUCGUGUCAGUCAGUAGUGAAAUUUUGAAUUUUUUUUUCGAUUUGGAUUUUUUGUUGAUAUUGUGUUGGCUGAAGCCAAACUGACAUUCGAAGUCGACGGUGUGAAAAGUGCGAGGCAAAAGAUAUCGUGCUGCGAACCAAUAUCCUGGUAUAAGCGAAAACAUUGCGUGACUUGGGAACCCCCAAAGUGAAGCCCUAUUAGUGUCCGUGUGUGCUAAGAGAGAGACUGGAAGUGUGUAGAACUGUGCGGUGCCAGCAAAGGAUUACCCGGCAGAGCUCGAGUGUUAUAACGAGUUUGAACAAGUGAUUAUAUACAAAAUAACGAAAUCAGCAUCGGCAUGACAGAACUAAUGGAUUUAAGAAUGCAUCACCACCUUGCCCUCCAGACGGAGAUCUAUCGGCAGCAAAUGUUGCAGCGUCUACCAGAUCCUUACCCCACGAUGCUACCGGUGCCAGCGCCGAGGCCCCUGAUGUUGCCUCCGCGCUUCCCACUCUCAUCGGACGUCGAUAUCAAGCUGCAGAACAAGGAACUCUGGAGUCAGUUCCACCGGAUCGGGACGGAGAUGAUCAUCACCAAGAGCGGAAGACGGAUGUUUCCCUCGAUGCGACUUUCGAUCAACGGACUCGAGGCAGAGGAAAACUAUUGCGUCCUCAUCGAGAUGGUUCCCAUCAGCGAUUGUCGGUUCAAGUUCAGUGGAUCCCAGUGGGUGCCGGCGGGUGGCGCCGAGCCACAGAGCCCCCAGCGAAUGUACCUGCACCCGGACAGUCCUUCUCUCGGGUCCCACUGGACCUCCCAGCCGGUUGUUUUCAACAAAGUCAAACUGACAAACAACACGCUGGACAGCAAUGGACAUAUCGUUCUCACCAGCAUGCACAAAUACCAGCCCCGUAUUCACGUCAUCAAAACCUCGGACCCAUCGCAGAUUCCCUGGUCACCGCAGUCGCCAUUCACCUUCCCAGAGACGGAAUUCGUUGCCGUCACCGCUUAUCAGAACGAUCGCAUCACCAAGCUGAAGAUCGACAACAACCCGUUCGCCAAAGGAUUCCGGGAAACGGGCCAAUCCCGCUGCAAGCGGAAGGCCGGUCAGAUGAGCACGAGCUCGCGCUCCACGGAAGAAUCCGAGGAAUCCGGCGGAGAAUCGGGCCCCUCCCAGGAGCCCAAGCGCCUGCGCAUCGAAAGCGGCGGAUCACUGGACGAUAGUGACAUCUCUGUGAGCGAUUCAUCCUCCGGCACGAGCUCACCGGUUACGGUGGACGACCUGCAUCGCAACCCCCACGAAGAAAUGCUCCGAUCGCAUUCCGUCUCCUCCUCCGCCUACAGCCAAAACUUCCAGCACAUGCUGAACCCCGCUAUGGCCGCAGCCGGCUGGAUGGAUCUUAUGUUCCCGUACUUCCAGCAACCCCAUCUAUCGCUGCCGCCCAGCGCGGCAGUCCACCAGCAUCUCCAGCAGCAACUCCGGCGGGACUUUAACCCACUCCCGCUGCUACCGAGUGUGGUUUCACCCCGAGCUCCGCUCGAGAAACCCCUCGUCGUGGAAUCCAAGAAGCUGGGCUUCAGCAUCUCCGCCAUCCUCGGAUGUGAUCGGUAGAUCGCCUCGAUCGCCCCCCUCCCCACGCUUCCACGCAACAGCUUAAGCUCCACCAAAGGGACAAAAGUUAAGUCGACCAGCCAGCCAUAAGCGAGAAAUUCGACGCGCUAACAGAGAAACACGGGUGUAAAUUAGUUCCUCACACAUUCACACCUGGAUGCGACCGAUCGGCCGAUCGAAGGCCGCCAUUUGGGACCGGACGCGCGCACCGCACCGGGAAUGGAGGAAUUCAAAUCCCUCCGGGUGUCUCUUCCGGGACUCUCCGAAUCUCCGAAUGGCUAAGCAAACUUGAAUCAAACUCUCGGGAACGAAGACACUGAAAAAAGCGAACCAUGCAAUAAUCUUGUUUGCUGAAAACACGAUGCUGAGGCGAGUGCCGAAGCCCAAGAGAAGAAUCGGUGCCAUUGUUACGUGUGUGCGUGUGCGCGUGUGCGUGCGUCCACCGAGAAUGAUGAAUGUGUGCCUAUGAUCUCACUCUCGCGCUCACUACCCAUCUCAUUUCCCUCUUCCUCUCUUUAUUCAAUACGGUUCAGUGUGUGCAAUUACAGGGUAGCGAAGGGUAGCGCAGAGAAGAAUGUACAGAUGAGAUUAGCAGAGAUUUAGCAGAGUUUAGGGUAAAACAUGUUAGACUGUAGAUGAAAGAUGCAAUUGUUGAUUAUUUGUAGCAAAGUAGCGAAGAAAAGUGAAGUCAAGUGAGUACUUGUUCUUGUUUUUUUAUUAUUAUUUCGUUCUUCUUCUCCGCACCAAGCAAUGCAGAUAAUUGCUAGAAGCUUCACAGCGAAAAGAUGCCUCAAAGAAUCUUGUUGCAGUUGUAUAAAUUAUUGUUUCUAGGCUAAGUGGAUUCUGAAUAGAUUUUUAACGAAACAAAGAGACUGUAUGUGAAAAUAAACAAUGAUGUACUAUGA
Messenger RNA from Toxorhynchites rutilus septentrionalis, 2544 nucleotides. Its product is annotated as T-box transcription factor TBX6-like. The coding region runs from base 389 to 1639 and encodes 416 amino acids. The record is from RefSeq and is a predicted model, not a curated record. Gene Ontology annotation, biological process: cell fate specification; heart development; regulation of transcription by RNA polymerase II. The transcript is spliced from 5 exons. Gene Ontology annotation, cellular component: nucleus. Gene Ontology annotation, molecular function: RNA polymerase II cis-regulatory region sequence-specific DNA binding; DNA-binding transcription factor activity, RNA polymerase II-specific. Lineage: Eukaryota; Metazoa; Arthropoda; Insecta; Diptera; Culicidae.